GAGGUCGGCGCAGAAUUACGCCAGCUCCACAUCGUCGGCUGCCCAGGCGCGAAGAUCCCAAAGCACCCCCAAAGCCCGCGCCACGCGCAGAACUACAUGAACCAUAUCGCCAUCCACUUCGGCUGCGGCAAGCACAGCAUCCACGUCAACAACUCGGCAGGCUGCGCGAUCCUUUUGAACAGCCCCCGCUUCAAGACGCGUCACAUCAAGGACAUCAGCGCCCCACCCCCCGAACUACAAGGCCGCGGAGGCACCGUCGUCAUCGACCAGGGUGCCACCCAGCUGACGAUCGUCACUGCCUGCUCACUUCCGAUGCCAUGGGACAGGAAAAAGGUACCACAAUGGAGGACCACUAUGACGAAGGUGGCCACGUGGGUACGCUUUGAGAUUCUCGCCGCGCCUUCCCGCUACACCCCGAUCUUGAUGAUGGACCUGAACGACCGCUCCACCAAGGGCCCCGAUGGCAACGGAACGGUAGGCGAGAUACCGACAGGCAAGAUCUACCACCACAUGUGCGUGACCACCCACGUGGAAGUUGCCAACACGUACUGCGACACGGGCCCGACGCAUGACCACAAGCCGUUGAUUAUCAAGCUGGAGGUGCCGCCCGUGUGCUACAACAUUGGUAAUAACUACCAGCACCUGGACCGUGGCGCCAUCGCGAUGGGCCUCAAGGAGGGCUUUUUGGAGAGCCUCGAGACCCAGCUCACCGCCCACCACGCCCAGCUCGAGGAGUACCUCGCCGACCCCGACGGCACGCACCGCUGGGGCCUCACCACGCAGUUCUUCCGCCUCGCCACUCUCGAGCACUUCUCGGCCAACGCGCGCCGCCCAGACUGGUAUCGAGAAGCACGCGACCACAAACUACAGCUCUUGCGACAACGCGCGCUCUUGCGACAACGACUUCACGCUGCUAAGGACGCCCACGUUCACGAGACGCAACUACAAGAGCUCGGCGACACGAUCGCAGACAUCAGCAAGAGGCUCCGCCGCCACAUGAAGGACACCAAUCACAAGUACCAGGAGAUGCAGAGUGACGACUUGUGGCAGGUGCAGCCCUCACCUCGCCGCGACACCUACGACUGCGAUGCCUACCAGGUGCAGGGCCUCAGCUGCGACGGGACUUAG
This is a messenger RNA of Prorocentrum cordatum, 1128 nucleotides long. The record is from the annotation of a GenBank genome assembly. NCBI's taxonomy places the organism in Eukaryota, Dinophyceae, Prorocentrales, Prorocentraceae.